AUGUCCACGCGCAAAAGCCAGUCUUCAAGGAAGCGCCCUCUGCGUUUACCAACCAUUGCGCCGAAAGACGACAUGACACCUUUGCGUUCCCAUGAUGGCACACCGGCGGCUAUUAGAGCGACGGUAAUACAGCCUCGUCUGCGCUUUCCACCGCGAUCCAGAACUGGGUGUUGGACAUGUAGAAGUCGUAAGAUUAAAUGUGAUGAGGUCCAUCCACAGUGUAAUCAAUGCGCGCGGCUCGGCCAUAUUUGUGACUACCAACCCCGGCUGUGCUUUCGGGAUGACACCCGCCGGGUUAUGGAGCGCAUGCCCGAUGUCAAGACAGAAGGGAAUUCCGUUUGGGACCCAACAAAGAUGUCGCUCUGGAGAGAGCGUCUUGGUACUUCGGACUCAAUACCCUGCGAUUUGCUCCCAGAUUUCUCGAAGCUUAUCUCAGAUGAAGACAGGGAGAAAAAAGCACAAGGGUCAGUUCCAGGCACAUACCAUGUGGUUGCGGUUCCAGAGAGUUUCGCGCGCCUUCCGGAGUAUACUGAGGAUGCGUUUGAAACUGUACCUGGCGACCCAUACUGGAGUCCCCCGUCCGAGUCCAGUAGCCAUGACCUGAUGGAUGAGGUCACUACAUCCGAAGAUCCCAACGUGGUGAUCCUGAGCCAGUUUAGAGAUUCUAGGAAACAACCAUAUUCCAAUCGUCCAAGCCAUACACAGUCUCCGGAAUCCGAACUACGUCCGACUUCCGUCUCAGUUGAGACGAUAUAUACUUCGUUGCAGAAUAUUCCGGAGGAUGAGAUAUCCGAGUCCAUUGAUCUCGAAGCUUACGACAUGACGCUCCUCGAUCACUUUGAAAAUAUUGUGUGGAUGCAAUUGAUCCCCGGGGACUACGGCUAUUUGGAAGCGAACAUCUUCGAGCAAGAGGCUUCCAAUUUCCCUCCACUUCUCCAUGUCAUGAUGGCACUGUCAGCUCUCAGCUUAGUUCAGCAAGGAAACAACCAUUACAUGGAUGUUCUACAGUACUAUGAUCAAGCGCUACCUUCCCUUCAGAGCAGCCUUCAAAACUGUGAUGAUGUUCUAUCGGAUGGGCUGUUUCUGACCCAUUUUCUCCUUCUUAUUUACCAGAUCGCAUAUACGACACCCAACAACGGGUUGAAUUUGUGGUCUCACCAUCUGUCCCGAUUGCUCCAACUGUCCCUAUUGAGACAAUCCGUGACCGAGCAAGAACGAUAUCCGCUCAUUAUCUGGUUGACUUGCCACGUUGAUCUAUAUGCGCUUCUCAGCGGCGCCAGUGAGGGGGCCUAUGUUAGAGCGGCGAUUGAAAGCCAUUUACUUCCCGAAACUGAAUUUCUUCUCUACCCUGUGGGACUCCAGAACUCAAGUGUGAUGCACCCGGACGAAUAUGACCCUCGAUCCUUGAUCAUGCGGCUGUAUCGGGAGUGUUUUAUACUUUCGGCGCGUUUCGGAUUAUUUACUGCUGAGGUGAAAGGGUCGAAAAUGGCAUAUACGGAGCCCAUUUUCCGGGAGCUUGAGAACAUGCGUGCAGCGUUUAAACACCUGUGGAAUUCGGAUGAAGUUCAGUUCUUCAUAGAGAGCCAGUCAAAUAUGCCGAAACCAUCUCAGCAUAGUUUCUAUCAGCUAUCCAUACUCUUCCAUACGUCACUUCUUUUCACCUGCACGAGUUUCGGUCGAAUCGAGUCUGAGCUUGAGAAAGAGAUCCAACACCAUACAAAUGCGAUCCUGCAUCUCGCCGAAAAGAUGAUCGCUCAAGGCCGUCACAAUGGUCCUCUAUUCCUCACUUUCCCUCUAUUCCUAUCUGGCGCGGUUACAUCAUCGCAUACGGCUAAAAUGACGGCGUUGAAGUUACUGGCACAGCUUGGGGAGACAGAGUUGGGGUACAAGGCGGCGACGACAAGCUCAAUGCUUCGGAUUGUCUGCGAAACCCAACUCCAGCAUUGGCGAAGCGGGGGAAGUGUGCGCGAGAUCGAUUGGUCGGAAGUGGCAGCGAACCAUGGAUUCCGGCUGGUGAACUAUGGGUGA
This is a messenger RNA of Aspergillus puulaauensis, 2028 nucleotides long. RefSeq lists its product as uncharacterized. Gene Ontology annotation, cellular component: nucleus. Bases 1 to 2028 code for a protein of 675 amino acids. The record is from RefSeq and is a predicted model, not a curated record. Gene Ontology annotation, molecular function: zinc ion binding; transcription cis-regulatory region binding; DNA-binding transcription factor activity, RNA polymerase II-specific. The transcript is spliced from 9 exons. NCBI's taxonomy places the organism in Eukaryota, Fungi, Ascomycota, Eurotiomycetes, Eurotiales, Aspergillaceae. Gene Ontology annotation, biological process: positive regulation of transcription by RNA polymerase II.